This is a messenger RNA of Trypanosoma theileri, 978 nucleotides long. Its product is annotated as surface protease GP63. Bases 1 to 978 code for a protein of 325 amino acids. The transcript has a single exon. Lineage: Eukaryota; Euglenozoa; Kinetoplastea; Trypanosomatida; Trypanosomatidae. Gene Ontology annotation, biological process: proteolysis; cell adhesion. Gene Ontology annotation, cellular component: cytoplasm; membrane. The record is from RefSeq and is a predicted model, not a curated record. Gene Ontology annotation, molecular function: metalloendopeptidase activity.
AUGCGCUGUAUACCACACACUGUGGUGCUACUCCUUUGUUGCACCAUUGCUUGUUUCGCCAGCGCGGAGCACAGGUGCAUUUUUGACAAGAUCGCUCGCAAGGCCGGCACCCCAACGACAGUUGUAGUGCGGGAGGUGCCGCACCAACGGAGCAGUGGGGAGCAGGCAAUGGCCAUCUCCUCGUCAACCUGGGAGACCAUGCGCUUCCGCGUCUUUACGGAGGACAUUGAGAAUUCAUCGAGGUAUUGUACUUCAGCAUCGGAUGUCCGUCCAGACUUCACGGGGGACAUUGUGCAGUGCACUGAGGGCGACGUGCUUACGUCGGCAAUGAGGUCCGCGAUUAUGGAUCGUCUUAUCCCUCAAGCAGUUCAAAUGCACGUUGAUCGUCUCCAUGUACUAAGGACCGGCGGCAACAUCGUUGUACCAACGUACACUGGUCUUUGUGGUGAAUUUACAAUUCCCAGUGACCACCAUACGGUGGGUGUUUCCAAUGCUGACAUGGUCUCGUACGCCGCCGCUGGACCAACAUCUGGUUCGACUCUUGCGUGGGCUACAACGUGCAGUGCUCUGAUUAUUGGACGCCCUGUCGUGGGUGUCAUGAACUUCGGCGCGCAAGUUGCCACUGACACUGAGCACAAUGUUCGUGUUGCCACGCACGAGAUAGCCCAUGCUCUUGGGUUCAGCAUUGACGCGCUGAUGGUCCAUACGUCUCUGGUAGCAAUGCCCGGCCUCCGUGGUAAAAAUUCCGUGCUCGUAGUGGCGUCUCCCAGGACACUGGAGAAGACCCGUGCAAACUUCAACUGCAGCACUGCCCCUGGCAUGGAAUUGGAGGACGAGGGUGGAAGCGGGACUGCAUUAUCACACUGGGGGCGUCGCAACGCUAAGGAUCACGGGAUUUUGUUGUCUUUGUUGGAGCGCCGCCGGGAAGAGCAGAGCCGAACUGUAACCAGCGAUUUUCUCGCCCAUGGGUUUUUUUAG